UGACCAACACCAGAGGGUAUCGAGACCAAGAUAAGACCAAGACUUUGAGAGGUUGAGACCAACUCAAGACCAAGGAAGGAUUACCAAAGCCAUGGGGAAAAUAAAAGGACUGCUGCAUCUCUUUAUUUUACCAGCAAUUUUCCUCAUGAGCAGUGCACAAAAAACAGUAUGCACACAGGAAGCAUUAGCUGAUAUUGUCUUCCUGGUGGAUGGUUCUUCGAGUAUUGGCACAGAAAAUUUCCAAAAGAUCCGUGACUUCCUCCUCACUUUGGUGAACAGUUUCGAUGUGAUUCCUCACAAGGUUCAAAUCGGCCUAGUGCAGUACAGUGAUUCUCCCCACUCUGAAUUCUACCUUAACAGCUUCAAAACCAAGCAGAAGAUUCUUGACUACAUCACAAAUCUCCCAUAUCGAGAAGGUGGCACCAAGACUGGAUUAGGGUUAAGCUUACUGCUGAAGCAGCACUUUGUAGAAAAAGCAGGAAGUCGUAUUAAAGACGGGGUGCCUCAAAUUGCUGUGGUUAUCACAUAUGGACCGUCACAGGAUGAUGUGGAGCCACAUGCACAGGACCUGAAGCACCAGGGAAUCAUACUUUAUGCCAUUGGUAUUAAAGAUGCCAAUAUGGAGCAGCUGAAGAAAAUUGCCACUAAACCACAUAACCAGCACAUCUACAGUGUGUCUGAUAUCACAGCUUUGCAAGGAAUGUCCCAGAGUUUCAUCCAAGUGCUUUGUAGAACUUUGGAGGAAGACAAAAUUCCAGUGUCUCAGGUACCAGAAGGGUGCAAGGCUCAUUUGAUUGACAUUGUAUUCCUUUUGGAUAGCUCUAGUCGCAUUGGUGAUGACAACUUCCUGAGGGUGAAGCAGUUUCUGCAAACAUUCAUCAUGGAUCUUGAUGUUAAACCUGAUAAAGUCAGAGUAGGAGUUGCACAGUUUAGUAAUGAACCUCAACAGGAGUUCCUGUUGGGAGAGUAUGAAGACAAGAAUGAGCUGCUAGAGAAAGUAGACAAACUUGCAUACCUAACAGGACACACUGAAACAGGAAAAGCUCUCCGCUUUAUCCGAAAUAAUUACUUCACAGAAUCAGGUGGCAGUCGGAUCAGUCAGAAUGUGCCUCAGAUUGCUGUGGUGAUCACAGAUGGUGUCUCAGCUGAUGACAUAGAGAUUCCAGCCAUGGACCUUCGGAGAAAGGGGGUGUUAAUCUUCACUGUUGGGGUUGGUGAAGUCAGCAUUAUGGACCUGCAGUCCAUUGCUAACAAGCCACAUCAGCAUUUUGUACUAAGUUUCACUAACUAUGAGGAGCUGCUGAAAGCAACCACCAGCACAGUAAACAAAGUGUGUAUUUCUAUGGAGGCUCAGCAGCAAGCUCUAGCUCCAAAGUUUGCAGAUGUGUUUGUGUUGGUCGACAGCUCAGUUGAACAGACCCAAAAGGUGACACAGUUACUUAAGCGCCUAGCCAAUCAACUGAAAGUGGCGAGCACAUCUAAUCGGAUGGCUUUGGCUCAGUUUGGUGAAACCACUUCAGUGGAAUUCCGCUUUGAUGCUUACAAAACUGAAAAUGAAGCACUUGCACUCAUCCGCAAAUUCCAACUCAGAGGCACUGGGCAACGCAAGCUUGGAAAAGCAAUGGAUUAUGUGCGCACUCACCUCCUCACCAGUGCAGCAGGCAGCCGAAUUGCUCAGGGCUACAAGCAAUACCUGAUGGUGAUAAGCAAUGGCGAAUCAGAUGACAAUAUACUUAGAGCAGUUCGUGCAUUAAAGGAUGAGGGAGUGAUCCUUGUCAAUGUUGAUCUAAGUGAAGAGCUAAUUUCACAUGCUCUACCUGAUCCAUCUCAUGGAUCUCUUCCACCUGAUGUAUCUCUCGUGCUUGAAGCUCCUCAGAGGUUACCUACAUUUGUCUAUUCUGCAACUGGAGAUAUUCAACAAAUAUCAGACAAUGUGAUGACUAUCAUGGAUACUAAGGAUGAGUUUACUGCACCUCCAGAUUGCAAGUCAUUGGCUGAUAUUGUGUUUAUUGUGGACGUGUCAGAAAGUACCACAAGUCCAGAAUUGGUCCGUGGUUUCCUCUACCGCAUGAUUAAUCGCUUGCCAAUAGAGUCUGACAGUGUGCGUGUGGGAAUUGUUUUGUACAGUGAAACACCCACAGCUGAUUUUUACCUAAACACAUUUAAUAGCAAGUCUGAGAUUUUGCCUUACAUUAAACGAUUAUUAUUUGGGGAUGGAGAGUCUAAAACUAGCAGGGCUCUGAAGUUUGCAAGAGAGAAGGUGUUUGUCAAAAAGAUGGGCAGCCGACAUGCCAUAGGGGUGCAGCAGAUUGCUGUGGUAAUAACAGAGGUGAAGUCCCUGGAUGAUGUCACAAUUGCAGAAGCUAAUAAGUUAAUAGACUCUGGAGUCAAGGUCUAUGCUGUUGGAGUCUCAAAUGAUAAUGAGGAACAGCUGAAACAGAUCGCAUCUUAUCCUCCAACAAAAUUUGUGUUCAGUCUUCAGAGUUUUUCUAAUCUUGAUAAAAUGGAAAAAAUAUUGAGGGAGACUAUUUGUCACAAUAUUGUCCAUUCAGCUGUUUUGAAGUCCAGGAAAUAUGAUUUAAAGCAAGGAUGUGUACAGACAGAAAAAGCAGACAUCUAUUUCCUCAUUGAUGAUUCCACUAGUAUUAAGGACAACUUUCAGGAAGUAAAAGAGUUCAUUCUAGGCUUUCUGUUGAUGUUUACUAUUGGACCACAACAGGUUCGUGUGGGUGUGGUGAAAUUUGCAGAUGAACCCUCACUAGAAUUUAGCUUGAAUACAUAUAAUAAUAGAAGCUCACUUAAAAGAGCUGUGAACAACAUUACAUUUGUUGGUGGAGACACAUUUACAGGAAAAGCCCUGUAUAACAUGACAAAAUACUUUGAGGAGGCCGAAAAGACUCGAGGCACUAAGGUUCGCAAUAUUCUCAUGGUCAUAACUGAUGGACAAUCUUGGGAUACAGUGGACAAACCAGCAGCACAAUUAACAGCACAAGGGGUGUCCACCUUUGCUAUUGGAGUGAAAGAUGCAAACAAGACAGAGCUUGAAAAGAUAGCAGGUGACUCAAAGAGGAUGUUCUUUGUCACCAACUUUCAUGCACUGACACACCUGAAGGAUGAAAUUGUUACUUAUAUUUGCUUAGAAGAGGCUUGCAAGAACAUGUGGGCAGAUGUCAUCUUUUUAGUUGAUGGCUCAGGAAGCACUACCCCUGAGGACUUCUCAAAGAUAAAGGAAUUCAUGAAGAGUGCAGUGUCCACGUUUAUAAUUGGCAAGAAUAGUGUACAGGUUGGAGUUGUGCAGUUCAGCUCAUACUCAAAGACUGAAUUUGCUCUCAACAACUUUUCUGAUAAAAGUCAAAUGCAGCAGGCCAUUAAUGAUAUGCAGCAACAAGAGCAGCCCAUUAAGAAAAUGAAGCAACUGGGAGAAGGCACUAAGAUUGGGGCUGCACUCCAGUUUGUGUCAGAGUACUUUGAUCAACCAGAAGGGGGUCGUUCCAAUGCCCCACAGUUCCUCAUUUUGAUCACGAAUGGCAUAUCGACAGAUAAUGUUGCUCAGCCUGUACAAGCCCUCAGAAACAAGAGCAUUACUAUAUACUCCAUAGGAAUGGGUGAUUCUAACAGCAAGCAACUGAGAGACAUCAGUGGGAUUCGGGAUAUCGUUUCUCUGGACAGAGAUGAUGAGCUGUUGAAAUUCUUAAAUGAAGUCUUAUUGCUCAAGAUCUGCAAAUCUUCUGACAAUUGCCAGAAAUCACAGGUGGCAGAUGUUGUCUUCUUAGUGGAUGGUUCUACCAGCAUUGAAACUAAGAACUUUGAGAGUAUGAAGUUCUUCAUGAACUCAUUAGUAAACACCACACAGGUUGGACAAGACAAUGUCCGUAUUUGUACCAUUGUCUAUUCUACUGAAGCUAAGGUCCAUUUCCCUCUUAACCAAUACUAUAGCAAACAAGAGGUGCAGGACGCUAUCAAUGCUAUGGAUUAUCCCACUGGGGAUACAUACACAGCCAAGGCACUACGUUACUCACUGGACUACUUUGAUGAAGCCAAAGGUGGGAGAGGUGCAAAAGGUGUCCCACAGAUGAUGUUUGUCAUUACAGAUGGUGAGGCUACAGACCCAUAUUACUUAGAGGAAGCUGCAAAUAAGCUUCACAAUUAUGGAGUUAAUAUUUAUGCUAUCGGAGUUGCAAAUGCAAGUAAACAAGAACUUCAGAAAAUCACCAAAGACAAAAACAAGGUUCACCAUGUUAAGAACUUCGAAGCUUUGAAAGACCUUUGGCAGAACAUUUCUAAAGAGAUCUGCAAGAAAACAAAACCAGAGUGCAAGAAAGAGGCAGCUGAUUUGGUCAUUUUGAUUGAUGGUUCUGAAAAAACCCAAGGAUCUCUCUGGGCCAACAUGAAAAUUUUUACACUGGGCUUUGUAGACAAUCUUCGUAUCAAACGAGACCUCUUUAGAGUUGGUGUAGCCCAGUUUAGUUCAAAAUACAAAAAGGAAUUUUACUUGAAUGAACAUUUUGAUGAAGGCAAUGUGACAUUGGCCAUUAAGAAAAUGACCCCAAUGAAAUAUAAGAGAAACAUUGGAGCAGCAUUGAAUGAAAUACAAGAAUUCUUUAAAAGUGAUAAAGGGAGCCGCAUUGAAGAAGGAAUUUCACAGAACCUGCUUCUGAUCACUGUUGGGACAUCGUCUGACAAUGUCACUGAUGCAGCAAAUGUGUUAAAAGCCAUGGGUAUUCAGAUCUUUGCAAUCGGAACAAGUGUAAAAACUGAAAUUCAGCUCACUAGCAUUACUGGUUCACAUAACAGGGUUUUUGUACUGGACAGCUUUGACCAUCAGACUGUGAAUCAUACAACACAGAUGUUGAUAAAUGCCAUUUGCACGUCUCCCUCAAAUGAUAUAAAACCAGGUUGCAGUGUAGAUAAUGGUAUUGGUAUUGGUAUUGGAUUUGAUAUCUCACAUAGUAGUUCAAGCUCACGUUCACUCUUCAGUAGCCAAUAUAAGCUGCAAGCCUACCUGCCUGAGAUUAUUGAAUACAUCUCUACUGUGCACAACUUGUGCUGUCUACCCCAGCAGCCUGCUCUGCAAACCAACAUUAGUUUCCAUUUGGUUGCUAGUGAUGGCAAGAUAUUGUAUGACACUAAUUUUGAGCAUUACAGUAAAGACAUAAUGAAGAAAGUGAUGGCAUUACAGAUUACCCAAGUUGUGGCCUUCAACACCCAGCUCCUGCAUUCUUUUCAGGAUAAGUUUGUAGGAUAUAGAUCUGGUGUGAAGGUAGUGAUCAUUUUCACUGAUGGCCUGGAUGCAUCUGUUGAUGACCUCAUGGUUGCCUCAAAGAAUCUAAGAAGAAGUGGAGUCCAUACACUGAUUCUAGUAGCUCUGGAAGGAGUCAAAAGUAUCACAGACCUCCAGAAACUAGAGUUUGGACGAGGAUAUGACUAUAGGGAGCCUCUCAUGAUUGGCAUGCAAAAUGUAGCCAAUGUCCUGCAGAAACAGAUUGAUGCUGUGGCCUCACGAGAGUGCUGUAAUGUGAUGUGUAAAUGCACUGGUCAUGAAGGGGUGCAAGGACCACAAGGCCAUCCAGGGACAAAGGGCCCUCCUGGACAGGAAGGACAUCCUGGAUUUCCUGGAGAAGGAGGAGAACCUGGAACGAGGGGGCCACCAGGCCUAAAUGGAAUGCAGGGACAUCAAGGCUGUCCUGGGAACAGAGGCCUAAAGGGUAACAGAGGCUAUGGGGGCAAUAUAGGAGAACAUGGAGAAUGUGGUUUGGAUGGAGUAAAUGGAGAACAGGGAGUAGUCGGAUUAGUAGGAGCCCCAGGACCGCGAGGGGAUUCAGGCAGCCCAGGCAAGAAGGGUGUUAGGGGAAUACCAGGAGCCCCAGGACAAAAAGGACUGAGAGGAGAUCCAGGUGAGACAGGAGUUGACAACAACUUCCGUGGUCCUAAGGGUGAACCUGGAUACCCUGGCCAACAGGGUGACACAGGUCCAGAUGCCAAUCCAGGCAGGCCUGGAGAUGCUGGCAAUCCUGGUCAAAAAGGGAGAAGAGGCAUUGCAGGUCUACCAGGUGCCAGUGGACCUCCAGGACAACCAGGGCUACAAGGAACCUCUGGCACUUCAGGACCACUGGGACCAGUGGGUCCUUCUGGUGCUCCUGGACAGAAAGGGAUAGCUGGUUUUCCAGGACCUCAGGGACCACCUGGCACACAAGGAAACAUUGGAUCUAAAGGAAGUGUAGGACCCAGGGGACCAAAGGGUCAACCAGGGGCACCUGGAAAUAAAGGAGCACCUGGGCCCCAGGGCCCCAGAGGCCUUCUGGGAAAUGAUGGUCCAGAUGGAUUUGGGUUACCAGGACCUAAAGGACUGAAGGGAGAUCCUGGUUUUCCAGGACAUCCUGGAUUUCAGGGUGAACCUGGGGAUUCUGGGCAAAAUGGUGAUAAAGGCCCUAAGGGUGUAAGAGGAGGAGGGGGAAAUGCAGGCAGGCCAGGAGCACCGGGUAAUCCUGGUGAUGUUGGACCAGCUGGACACAAGGGGUCUAAAGGACCACCAGGAACCAGAGCAAUGUCUCCUUGUCAACUGAUCAGCUACGUGCGAGACAACUGUGUCUGCUGUAAAGAUAAAGCAGCUUGCCCUGUCUACCCCACUGAACUGGUGAUUGGUUUGGACAUGUCUGAUGAUGUGGAUCCUGCAUUAUUUGAGAGAAUGCGCUCAACUCUGCUUUCUUUGCUGGACAGCAUUGAUAUCGCUGAAACCAACUGUCCCACAGGGACACGAGUGUCUGUGGUUUCUUACAAUUCUGACACCAAGUACCUCAUUCGUUUUUCUGACCAUCGUCAUAAGAAGGACUUGGUGGAAGCUGUGAAAAACAUCCCUCUGGAACGUACAUCCAACAGACGCAACAUUGGUGCAGCCAUGCGCUUUGUGGGUAGAAAUGUCUUCAAACGUAUUCGUCAGGGUGUUCUGAUCAGGAAGGUGGCAAUUUUCCUCUCUGGCGGACUGUCCGAGGAUGUGACAUCUAUAACCACGGCUGUUCUAGAAUAUAAAGCUCUGGAUAUAAACCUUGGUGUUAUUGGUUUUAAGAACACUCGUAAUGUUCAGCGUGCUUUUGAGGUGGAUGAGAGCAAAAGCUUUAUUAAUGUGCUCGAGAGCUCAGAGACCCGGAAUGCAGCACUUAAGAAGAUCCAGCAAUGUGUCCUCUGCUUUGAUCCUUGCGAUCCAGCUACAAAUUGUCCCGGCACCAGUGAGGUGUCCUCUCCAGAGCAGGUAGAUGUGGACCUGGCGUUGCUGGUGGAUGGUUCCCAGAGCAUCCAGGCAGAUCAGUAUGAGGGAGUGAAGCAGGUGUUGGGCACUGUGUUGGACCAGCUUGUCGUGAGUGAUCAGCCCAGCAAAGCUGACAGACAGGCGCGAGUGGCGCUUUACCAGCAGAGCUCCGCGUACAGUGAGGCCCAGGCUCCAGUCAAGCAGAUCUUUACUUUCCAGCAGUUCCAAGGCCGCAACCUGAUGAAGCAGAACAUAUUCAAAAAUCUACAGCAGACUGGCGGCUACUCCAGGCUGGGUCACGCCAUGGAAUUCGUAAUCAUGCAGGGCCUUCUCACUGUUUCCAAGCCUCGAAAGAACAAGAUGGUGCUGCUUAUAGUUGGAGGAGAGACAGAAUAUUCUGAUAGAGAAAAACUGAACUUCAUCUCCAUGAAAGCAAAGUGUCAGGGUGUGGUGCUUUUCACUCUUACAGUCGGGGAUCAUUUCAAGAGCACUCAGGUGGAGCAGCUUGCCAGCUUUCCCACAGAGCAGCACGUAGUUCACUUGGGCCAUGUAAAGCAAGGAGAGCAGGAGUACUCUCGACGUUUUAUAAGGACUUUCCUACAUGUUCUAAGACGAGGAAUGAAUACCUACCCUGAUCCACUGCUCAAACAACAGUGUAAGACUCUUCAGCAACAGCAAGGUCAGGGUCAUGUCACUGAUUUCUUUGUGGCUGCUCAGAGACCACCCAUUCACAGAUUUCCUCUCACAACAAUCAGUUACUCUGAGGAUACAGAGAAAGAAGACGUGGAAGAGAAGGAAAAAGGCAGAGUAUGCUCAACAGACAAGAACACAGAGAGACUGAGUAUGGGCACCUGCUGACCACAGGACCUGGAGAGCCAAGUAAAGUGAAUUCUGUUUCACUGUGGAAUUCAGUAUGUCCAAAAAAUAUCUAUUAUUAUAUCUAUAAUUAUAAUAGUAAUGCAAGUGUACAUCAAGUGUUUGAGAUUAUGUCUAAGAACACUACAAACCUAGGCUUACAAUCUGUAACAAUUAACAACACACAUUUAACACUGAUGUCAUUAUACCAAAAGAUGAUGCAAUGACACUUGUGUAUGAUGCAUAAUGAGUAAUGCAAAUGUAAGCAUGUGUAGUAUGAUUUACUGUGUCCUGCAUACACCAUGCAUGUUUGUGUACUGUUUUGCUUCUAGCCAAGUGUUUACUGCAUAUGGACAGUGGUACUGUGAGUGGAGAAUAUGUCCAAAGGUGGUACUAUGAUGGUGCAUUUGGUGCAUGCUUAACCUUCUGGUAUGGCGGGUGUGAUGGCGGCAACAACAACCAAUUUAGUAUAGAAAUUGAAUGUCAAAAGACGUGCAUCAUGAACACUAAGUCAUCUGUGUCCAUAAACACUGCAGUAUUAAUGUUAUAAUCUAUCGUUAAAGCUUUCUUGCUUAACCAGCCUCUCUCUCUCUCACUCACACACACACACACACACCAACCAAAGAUGUGUGCUCCCUGAAAAAAGAUGAUGGGCCCUACAGAAAUUAUGUACUCGAAUGGUUCUAUGAUCAAAAACAGAAUCAGUGCUCUCCAUUCUAGUAUGGAGGAUGUGAUAGGAACCUUAACAGAUCUGACAGUCAGAAGGACUGUGAAGCCCGCUGUGUGGAGCUUCCUAGUGUACAGUGACUUUUUCAAAUACUGAUAAUACUAACCGCAAGUUACUCUCUCAAUUUUUCACAGUGAAAUAGUGCCACAGUAGUAUAUGAACAAUACUUUUAUUGUCAUUUUGGCCAAAUAACUGACAUACAUUAAAUCGCAGGUAAUAGCAUUUAAAUAUUCCAUAUUCACCUUAUGGUGGCAUUUUCAUAUUUUCUGCAAAACAAAUGUUGUACUCCUGACACUGUCCUUGUGUAGCUUUAUAAAUGAAAUGUGACUCACUAGAAUCAAUUUUCAGUUCAUCCUGAAAGAAAAUUACAUUGAAGGUAUAUUUUAAUAACUAUAUGAAUUAUAUGGUACCUUAUUAACUUUU
This is a messenger RNA of Neoarius graeffei (lesser salmon catfish), 9248 nucleotides long. Its product is annotated as collagen alpha-6(VI) chain-like. Gene Ontology annotation, molecular function: extracellular matrix structural constituent conferring tensile strength. Lineage: Eukaryota; Metazoa; Chordata; Actinopteri; Siluriformes; Ariidae. Gene Ontology annotation, biological process: extracellular matrix organization. The coding region runs from base 92 to 8101 and encodes 2669 amino acids. The record is from RefSeq and is a predicted model, not a curated record. The transcript has 39 exons.